This is a messenger RNA of Eleginops maclovinus (Patagonian blennie), 3398 nucleotides long. RefSeq names its product bestrophin 2 (gene best2). The record is from RefSeq and is a predicted model, not a curated record. Bases 260 to 2149 code for a protein of 629 amino acids. The transcript is spliced from 10 exons. Gene Ontology annotation, molecular function: chloride channel activity. Lineage: Eukaryota; Metazoa; Chordata; Actinopteri; Perciformes; Eleginopidae.
GGAUUACUGCCAUGCAGCCGACCGAGCGGCGAGUUAACCGAGCUGACGCCAGGGGACAUCAGGGUUAUGAGCUCUUCGGGGAAAAAAACUCCACUGGCGAGUGCAGAGAAGACUAGCCUAUACCGUAAAGUGAACAUGUGAAUUCACUUCUUCACUGGUGCCAAUUACGCACAGAGAUGCGCUGAGGAAUUGGAAACAUUCAUCAAGAAUAACACUUCAUAAGCUCUUUUAUUGAGGACCUUGACAUUUACUGUCACCAAUGACUGUCACAUACACAGCCAGAGUUGCAAAUGCCCGUUUCUGUGGCUUCUCCAAGCUGCUGCUGGCCUGGAAAGGCAGCAUCUACAAGGUGUUGUAUAAAGAGUUCCUGGCUUUCUUUGCCAUGUACACCGCCAUCAGCAUCACAUACAGAUUUUUCCUGUAUGAUGAUCAGAAGAGGUACUUUGAGAAGCUGGCAAUUUAUUGCAAUCACUACGCCAGCCUCAUCCCCAUGUCCUUUGUUCUGGGUUUCUAUGUGACCCUGGUGGUGAACCGCUGGUGGAGCCAGUACACCAGCAUCCCGCUCCCUGACCGGCUCAUGUGCGUCCUGUCAGGGGGCCUCCAGGGCAGUGACGAGCGGGGCCGCAUGCUGAGACGAACCAUGAUGCGUUAUGCUAGUCUGUCGGCCCUGCUCAUCCUCCGCUCCGUCAGUACCGCCGUGUUCAAACGAUUCCCCACCAUGGACCAUGUAGUUGAGGCUGGGUUCAUGUCAAGAGAGGAACGGAAGAAGUUUGAGAGCCUCCACUCUCCUUACAACAAAUUCUGGAUCCCCUGCAUUUGGUUCACCAACCUGGCAGCAGUGGCCCGCUGCGAGGGCCGGAUCAAAGACGAUCACACUCUCACACUACUGCUAGAGGAGCUGAAUGGGUUCAGAGGGAAGUGCAGCAUGCUGUUUCAUUACGACAUGAUCAGCGUUCCUCUAGUCUACACUCAGGUGGUGACUUUAGCAGUAUACAGCUUUUUCCUUGUGUGUCUGAUUGGUCGCCAGUUUCUGGAUCCGAAUCAAGGCUACCCGGGUCAUGACCUCGACCUCUACGUGCCCAUCUUCACCCUACUGCAGUUCUUCUUUUAUGCUGGAUGGCUGAAGGUUGCAGAGCAGCUGAUCAACCCUUUUGGAGAAGAUGAUGAUGACUUUGAGACCAACUGGCUGAUAGACAGAAAUUUCCAGGUGUCCAUGAUGGCGGUGGACGACAUGUACGGAGAUCUGCCGAUGAUGGAGAGAGAUCGUUACUGGAACGACUCCAACCCCAGACCUCCCUACACUGCCGCCACCCUCUUUGUCCUUCGCAAACCCUCCUUCCAAGGUUCCACUUUUGACAUGGCGAUCCCUAAAGAGGAGAUGCACUUUCAGCCUCUGGAGGACAUCGCUGAGAACAUGGAGGAGUCAGGCAGUUAUCACCCCAACAUGGCCCUCUUCAACCGCCUACUCAACACCGUCCCUUCCCCCACUGGACUUAUGGGAGGGGCUCUUCGUCGCACCUCAGCACAACUCCAGAGGCUACGUCACUCACCCAGCAUCGACCAAUGCACCAGCGACGAUGAUGACGACGAUGAAAGUGUUAAAAUAGGUAAAGGUGGGUCGCUGCCGUCCGGUCUGGGGCAGGACACCCAGAGCACUGUGUGCAGUGUCAGGGACGAGAAGGGCCUGAGGACACCUCUGCUGGAGGUUCAAUUUAAUGCGAACAACGAGAGGCGAAGGCAUUCUGUCGUCAAUGAGAAGAAGGAGAUGAGUGAAGUUGAGGAGAAGAGUGAUAAAGAGCUGUACAUAAGGGAGGAAAGAGAGGAAGUAGAGAGUACAGUUGGGGAGAUUCAAGCUCCUGCAUCAUGGCUUCCACCUCCCCCAAAGUCCUCAAGAGAGACGUCCACUCGAUCAGCAUCGGCCGUUCCCUUCACUUCUCGUCACCGCUCUGCCUUCAUGUUUCACCCGGCUGCCGACUCCAGUCUGGAGCACUGCAGCUCCCAGCCGGCCAUCAACCAGAACAGAGCUGUGCCCACUAUCCCCAAACCUCCCCUUGGUGGAAACAAAAAGUCAUUCCUGACUGUGCCCUCUUACAACGAACCUCAGCGUUUUCGCAGUGUGAGCAUGGGAUCAGAGCUCACUGGGUCCUAGGUUGACAUGGGGUUGUGAUGUUCCCAAAAACGUUUGGCUGUUUGAAACCACAUAGCUCGAUCCAUUGCACAUCUUUAUGGAUACAAUUUGUCAUAUAUAGCUUACACUUUUACUCUGAAUCUGUAAACUUCCGGAUCAGAGUUAUCAGUUUAACGGAUAUACAAUAAAAUAAAAUAAAGAUUAUUAAGAGACACUCUGAGAUUUUGUUAUAUGAAAGUAAGUCUGUCACGUCUCAACACGAUAAACAGUGAACAUUACUACAUUUCUGGGAACUUUCCUGGCAUCAUUUGGUAUUUGAAGUUUGGUAUUUGAAGAAGCUAUUAUGAACUUUAUAGGAAAAUUUUGACAUAGGAAUAAUUAUAUGUUACUGAGUCUUUAAGUAUACAAACAAUUACAUUUCUGUUUAUUCAAUACAGAUAUCACACGUUUGUUCUAAACUAGGCUAGACAAGUUUAAUUGUAGUUUAGCCUAGCUUAGAAUUUAAACUAAUGGUAGGGGUUCUGAUUGGACUCAAAAAAGGAGGAAGCUAUCCCUUACAAUUACUUUAACUGUAACUAAGCAGCUACUGUUACAAACCAAUGCAUUCAAUAGUCAACCUCACUACGAGACAGGACUUUAGAGAUGUUAUAAACUAGCCUAAGUAUUAAAAUAGCUUAAUAAUUAAGCUAGCUCAAUAAUCCAACUAGCUUAAUAAUCAAGUUAGCUUUAUAUUAAACUAGUUUAAACAUUAAGCUAGCAUAUAUUAGGCUAAUUAACCUAGUUGCUCCUUAUAUCUGUUGUCAAAUACAGAAAAUACAACAAAAUUAGAGUUUUGGAGUUGCUGCAAGGAGCAUUUUUUCUAAGCUUGGUGAAACAGGUCAAAGCUACAUGUGUAAAAAGAAGAUAACAAAAAUGUGAUUCAAGUCGAAAUUGUGUUUAAAGUCAAAUAUGCUUCUGGAAUCUGCACAUCAAAUUGUAGUAUCACAAUAUAUUGCCUGUAACUACUGAAGUCUGUUUUAAUAUUUAGCAUUAACCAAAAUGCUGCUGAAACGAAGACAAAUGGGUGACAGUUUCUUUGUUCACUUUAUUUUCUUUGAUUGUUUGACUGUAAAUAGAAUGAUUCCUAAUGCAUGUCUGUUGUAUUUUGUCCAUGCCCAACUGUUUUUACAUUAAUGACCACAUGAAAAGUUAUUAUUAAGGUUUUGCAUUAUUUUUAAAUGAAAAUGUAUCCUACUUGCAAAAAUAAAUGUAAACAAUUAUACAACACUGA